Molecule: messenger RNA, 4968 nt
Organism: Megalobrama amblycephala (Wuchang bream)
Lineage: Eukaryota; Metazoa; Chordata; Actinopteri; Cypriniformes; Xenocyprididae
Gene: esr1
Product: estrogen receptor 1
Biological process (GO): regulation of DNA-templated transcription; steroid hormone receptor signaling pathway
Cellular component (GO): nucleus
Molecular function (GO): steroid binding; sequence-specific DNA binding; zinc ion binding
Source: RefSeq, a predicted model, not a curated record
GUGAAAGUAAGGACACAGGAAGUCAGAGAUACAGCAGCGAGGGGAUGCAUCCAGGCUACUUGUAAUGGGGCUAAACUUAUAAAUCAGAGGAUUGACUUAAAAUUUGGGCAGACCAGCAAAGAGGCUGCUGGUGCCAGGCAGCAACGCAGGACUAGCCCGAACCCGGAGAGAAAACACCUAGAGAGACUUUCCUCACCGCCCACUGCUCACAAACUCUCGCCCAUGUACCCCAAGGAGGAGCACAGCGCAGGAGGCAUCAGCUCCUCUGUCAACUACCUUGAUGGAGCCUAUGAGUACCCAGACCCCACACAAACCUACGGUACCUCGUCGCCCGCAGAUCCUGCCUCUGUCGGAUACUACCCGGUUCCCACGGACCCCCACGCGCCCCCGGUUGAAGAACAUCUGCAGACGUUGGCCGCCGGAUCCAGCAGCCCUCUCAUGUUUGCACCCUCAAGCCCUCAGCUGUCCCCGUACCUGAGCCAUCAUGGAGGACACCACUCGACCCAACAGGUGUCUUACUACCUGGACGCAUCUUCUAGCACAGUCUACAGGUCCAGUGUGGUAUCUUCUCAGCAGGCAGGUGUUGGUCUGUGUGAGGUGUUGUGCAGUGCGACUGACAGGCAGGAGUUGUACACCGGAUCAAGAGCUGCGGGAGGGUUUGAUUCAGGGAAGGAGACGCGCUUCUGUGCGGUGUGCAGUGACUAUGCCUCUGGCUAUCAUUAUGGAGUCUGGUCCUGCGAGGGAUGCAAAGCUUUCUUCAAAAGAAGCAUUCAAGGUCAUAAUGACUAUGUUUGUCCAGCGACCAACCAGUGCACUAUUGACAGAAACCGCAGGAAGAGCUGCCAAGCAUGCAGACUACGCAAGUGUUAUGAAGUAGGCAUGAUGAAAGGAGGUAUUCGUAAGGACCGCGGUGGCCGCGCUAUCAGGCGCGAGAGGAGGAGGAGCAGUAAUGAGGAUCGUGACAAGAGCUACAAUGAGCAGUCAAGCCGUGCUGCACUGAGGACAGCCACCCCUCAGGACAAGAGGAAGAAGAGCAGCAGCGGGGUGGCCAGCGCUGUAUUAAUGCCACCUGACCAGGUGCUGGUGUUGCUUCUGGGGGCAGAGCCGCCGGCUGUCUGUUCACGUCAGAAGCACAGCCGCCCGUACACCGAGAUCACCAUGAUGUCCCUGCUCACAAACAUGGCUGACAAAGAACUUGUCCACAUGAUCACCUGGGCUAAGAAAGUACCAGGGUUCCAGGACCUCUCUCUGCACGACCAGGUUCAGUUGUUGGAGAGCUCUUGGCUGGAGGUGUUGAUGAUCGGCCUCAUAUGGAGGUCCAUUCAUUCACCUGGAAAACUCAUCUUUGCUCAGGAUCUCAUUCUCGAUAGGAGUGAAGGAGAAUGUGUUGAGGGAAUGGCUGAGAUUUUCGACAUGCUUUUGGCGACUGUGGCUCGAUUCCGCAGUCUCAAACUCAAGCUGGAGGAAUUUGUUUGUCUUAAAGCCAUCAUACUUCUCAAUUCAGGGGCAUUUUCAUUCUGCUCCAGUCCAGUGGAGCCCCUGAUGGACAGCUUCAUGGUGCAGUGCAUGCUGGACAACAUCACUGAUGCCCUCAUUUACUGCAUCAGUAAAUCAGGUGCCUCGCUGCAGCUGCAGUCCCGCCGUCAGGCACAGCUCCUGCUGCUGCUCUCCCACAUCAGACACAUGAGCAACAAAGGAAUGGAGCACUUAUACCAUAUGAAAUGUAAGAACCGAGUCCCGCUGUAUGAUCUUUUGCUGGAGAUGCUGGAUGCCCAACGAUUCCAAUCCCCAGGAAAGGUGCAGCAACUAUGUGAAGAGAGUGAGAAAGAUCCCCCAUCUACACCCACAACCAGCAGCAGCAGCAGCCCUUCCAGAGGACCUGGAGCCAUGCAGCCCAACACUGCCUGUUCAGCCCAGACCCCUGAUCUAUGUACUGAUCUGGUACCAUAUACAAUCCCAACAGCUGCAGAAUGUGAAGACUGCAAACCAGUAAUAAGGACUGUGAUUCAGUAUUCAGUCAGAUUAGAACUAAAAAUGAGAAUUUGAAAAUGAACAUAUUUGUAGAAACACACAGGUUAGGUCUUCAGAUAAUAACAAGGCUCCCAAACACUAUACAUAUAUGGUCACCUGAUUCAUGAGUUUGUCAAAGCUUAUUACAGGGAUUCAGAAAACAUUUUCUUGAAAAAGGGCUCUUUUUGGUGCACUAAGAGUUUCAGUUGAAGCUGCUAAUUCUUUUUUUUUUUUUUUUCAAUAUCUAUUGAUUGACAGCUUUAACAUCACAAACCUACUUAAGCAAAUAAAUAAAUAAAUAAAAAGGAAAAGAAAAAAGAGCAGGUGAUUGGUGAAGUGCAUUAGAAACUAGCAUUUCUGCAGGCGUUUUAUUGCUAUUUAGUAUUUAGCUAUCAAUGAUUAUUCAGUCAGUGGAUUAGAAAACAGGUGGUUAUAUUGACAUUUCACUGUCAAAUCUCAGUUGUCAGUCACAGAAAUUAGUAGUGUUACCUUAAAGUCCCCCUGUAGUCAAUAAUAUUAUCCCUUAAAACUCAUCUUUGAUCACCAAAAUGACAUAUUUGAAUGUUUUUUACCUUGAAAAGAAGAAAAAUCUUCAUGCCUUAAAAUAGCUUGAAUGUAACUCUACACCCUUGCCUCAUUUAGUACAUGUGGUUCUGUGAAUAUGCAAAAUUAGCCCCACCUCCACUCACACCAGUUCAGAGAUCCACCAUUGGUUACAAGGUAGUUUGUGACGUCACAAACACCAGCGAUUUUAAACGUGUUUUUGAGUUUUAUUUUUAUUUUUUUUACUGGUUUUAAAGGGUCAUGAAACCCCAGAACACAUUUUUUGAGCUGUGAACAGAUAUGUAUAGCUGUGUGUAGGCUACGUUUCCCCCAGCACAGCAAGCACAUGAGUGUUGUUUGUAUUUUGGCCACGAUGCAGUCAGAACCGGGGCCUGUACCAUGAAACCGGAUUAGCUGGCUAGCCAGGUAAGUUUCAGAUUAGUUUGCGCCAAUCCUGGGUUUUAGGUACCAUGAAAGUAACUUGACUUUUAGCGGUGUUCGUCGCCAUAGUAACUUACGCUCCACGGCUAACCUGCUCCCUGGGGCAGGUUAUGUUCUGGUUUAGAGAUCUCAAACUGAAAUUGGACCAAUCAGAUGUAAGCUUAGUGACAGUGACACACUCAACACAAUAAAGUCACUCCCCCAGCUUCUCUUCCUCCAAAUUAAUGGUCAUUAUAUAGUAAAAACAAAUAUUUAACGAUGAAAUUGUCUGGUUUUAAUGAUAAUAUAAUUUAUACAGUAUAUGAUUUGUAUAAUUAUAUGAUCUAUAUUUUUAUUAAUCCAUUACACACAUGCAAGUUUAGUAUAACAGUAGUUAUUAAGCACUUAGUUUCAAUGAAAAAAAAAAAAAAAAAAAAAAUAUAUAUAUAUAUAUAUAUUAUAGAUCAUAUGUAAUAUAGGCCUAAAUAAUAUACUCUUUAAAAAUUACUACGUGACCUUGUAUGUUUAAGUCUAUCGCUAUAUACUAUCAACUAUAUAAACUAACUUUACAACUUUCACUUGCACUGAUAGAGAAAGAUCAUUUCUUUUAUCUGUCCUCUUUCACAGACAAGUAUUUUCCAUUAGUUUAAUGGUUCGCGCUGGCUCUCUCGCAAGAAGUGAAUCACAAUUUAUUUCUGUUGCAAGGCAUGUGAUUGGCUGUUUGCCACUGAUGUCUCAGAUUCAUGCGCACACGCUCCUCAAACUCAGGAUCAAAGCCUGAGUUGACAGAGAAAGUUGAUGAUCAGCAUCAUGGUACCAACAAAGCCAGAUAGGAGUGGUUUGGUUUUGUCAACUUGAAACUAAUCCUAUAACCCUGAGUUUGUUCAACUAACAUCAUGGUACAGGCCCCUGGAGUUUGAAUACGAACACAUGAAAAAUACAAUUGUUAUGAUAUACACUCAACAAUGGUGUUGACUUUGCAAAUGGUUUGUCUUAAAGCAUAUUAAAAACACCACUUAGACAUAAAAACAACAUUAAAAACUUGAUUUUGACCAUAGGGGGACUUUAAAUGUAUAAAAAGUGAAUAACUUUAUACUGUAGUGUCUGCGUUACUAAUUUUUCAUGAUACUAUAAUUAUUUACGUUAUGGCAAUAACAAGUAACAUGUCCACUUUAGUAUAAAGUGUGACCAAAUUGAAAAGAGCACAGGAGAAAGAAUAAAGAAAAAAAACAAGAAAAAGAAAAUUACUUGUAUAAAACGGUUUGUUAAUGCAUUGUGAUUUAUUCUCGGAAACAGAGCUAUUUAUCAAUACAAAUCACUGAUUUUUAUUUUUAAUGUUAAUAUGUAAUUUUAACUCAAAGGGGGAAAAUGCUCAGUAAUUAGUGGUGACGUGGCAUUUUUUUUUUUUGUGCAAAGACGUUUACUUAUUGGUUGGCUGAUUUCACAAAAUUUUAAAUCCUAUUUUUGCUGUAUUAAAGUGCUGUAAUUUAUGGCGAUGUUCGAGCCAAAUUUCAACAUUGUGAAGGACAAUGACGGCCUUAUAUUACUAUGUAAACUACAUUGUCACAUUUUGGUGCAAAUCUGUGAAUGUGUUUGGUCAUAGUCCAGUAGACUUGUACAUUGCAUUUAUCAGCUAUUAUAUUUCAUACUUGAAUGUUAUGAUUUGUACAGUACAAGUUUUGAUUUUGAAAGACCUAAAUGUGAAAUGUUAAUUUGGCUCAGUUAAUUAUAAAGGAUAGAGUUAAAAAAUAUAUUAAAUGAAAAGAUGUGUCUUUAUUAUCAGCAUUAGCAAACUGUACAUAGAUAAAUAGGCAUAAACAUUGUAAUCAUAAUGAAUGUUUUUGUCAUACUGUCAUUGUCAUAACACAAAUUAACAUAGAUGACGGUAAUAAAAAGCACGCGUCUCUCAUAGAGCUACAUCAGUGACUGCUUUACAUUUCUGGACAUGAAAAAAAAAAGUGAACAUGCCAUAAAAUAAAAAUACAUUUGAAUUGC